AUGGUGCGAAUACCGCCGCUGGUAGUGUGUGGUCCCUCUGGUGUGGGGAAGGGGACGCUGAUCAAGAAAGUGUUGAACGAAUUCCCUAACCGCUUCCGCUUCUCCAUUAGCUGCACGACUAGGAACAAAAGAGAAAAGGAAACGAAUGGGGUCGACUACUACUUUGUCGAUAAGGACGUCUUCAAGCAAAAGUUAAAGGAAGGACAAUUCCUUGAAUAUGAUAAUUAUGCGAAUAAUUUUUACGGGACCUUAAAAAGCGAAUACGACAUGGCUGUGGGGGAGAACAAAAUCUGCCUGUUCGAAAUGAACAUCAAUGGAGUUAAACAGUUAAAAGAAUCCCAGUACAUAGAGGACGGCAUUUAUAUUUUUGUAAAACCACCCAGCAUUGAAAUCCUUUUGAGCAGACUAAAGAACAGGAAUACCGAAAACCCUGAAGAGAUCAACAAGCGCAUGCAGGAGUUGACGCGUGAAAUGGACGAGGCCGACCGCGUGGGCUUUAACUACUUCAUCGUCAAUGAUGAUCUGGCACGCACGUAUGCGGAGCUCAGGGAAUACUUGCUCGGCUCUUACCCGCAACUGAAGGGGCCUUAA
Messenger RNA from Plasmodium fragile, 591 nucleotides. RefSeq names its product guanylate kinase. Gene Ontology annotation, molecular function: GMP kinase activity. The record is from RefSeq and is a predicted model, not a curated record. Lineage: Eukaryota; Apicomplexa; Aconoidasida; Haemosporida; Plasmodiidae. Gene Ontology annotation, biological process: purine nucleotide metabolic process. The transcript has a single exon. Gene Ontology annotation, cellular component: cytosol. The coding region runs from base 1 to 591 and encodes 196 amino acids.